GAUGUUGUACGGUCGGAGGUUGCGGCGAGGGAGAUGCGUCUCGCUGAGCUGGAUGCACGAAUUGGCGAUGCGAGUGCGCGAGAGGAAAUGCUUGCGCAGCGGCUGGAAUCGCUGGAGGUGGAGCUCGAGGACGUUUGCGAAGCGAAGCGAAUCGUUGAGUCAUUAAUGGAAGGGCUGACGAAGGAAUUUGAAACGGCCGUUGUGAAUGCGGAGGAUGCGGAGGAUGCGAUGCUGCGCCAUGUGGAUCGUGCGGAGGAGCUGUUGCGCCUUUCCGAAGCCGAUGCCGUGUCACGCGAGGCGGCCACGAUUGAGCGGAUCCACCGAAUGACUACAUCAUGUGUGGGUGUAGGCUGUGACGAUGGGUUGCUGCAGUCGUAUGAAGGGAGAAUCGCUGCUGUGGUUGAUCUUUUCACCCAGUUGAUUGGGAGGAAGUUGGAACUGCUGCUGGGGUCCUUGGCGCAGUGCCUGUGGAGCGUGACAUCGAAGCCUUCUGGGAACGUGCUGCAGUGGUCUGAUGUAUUGUAG
Messenger RNA from Trypanosoma rangeli, 525 nucleotides. RefSeq lists its product as uncharacterized. The transcript has a single exon. The annotation marks the transcript as partial. Lineage: Eukaryota; Euglenozoa; Kinetoplastea; Trypanosomatida; Trypanosomatidae. The record is from RefSeq and is a predicted model, not a curated record.